Molecule: messenger RNA, 369 nt
Organism: Penicillium macrosclerotiorum
Lineage: Eukaryota; Fungi; Ascomycota; Eurotiomycetes; Eurotiales; Aspergillaceae
Exons: 2
Coding region: 1-369 (122 amino acids)
Source: RefSeq, a predicted model, not a curated record
AUGGCUCGCCAUCCUUCUCUCGACUCUGAGCGGCCUAUCAUGUCCAGCUCGAACCGAAACUCCAAGCGAUUCUCCACUCUCAGUGGCAGCCCCUCCCUUGCAAACUCGGAGCGCACCAUCGGCAGCCUUCCCAGCGGAGAUCCCAGAGUCGCCGACAUCCAUCAUCUCGGAGAUGGGCUGGAACGCCUUGAGAACAAACCCUUGCAGGCCCAGCGCUUUGUCCCCACGGCAGAGAAGACCGAUAACCUCAAUAAGUUAGCACUCGGGGCCAAGGUCGAGCGAGCUUUGGGUCGCAGAAUGACCGGUCAGGAUGCGGUCAUGCGAAAGCCUCUCGAUGAGAAGGCGGCCGCCGAGGCCACCUCUUCGUAA